Messenger RNA from Caenorhabditis bovis, 717 nucleotides. Lineage: Eukaryota; Metazoa; Nematoda; Chromadorea; Rhabditida; Rhabditidae. The record is from the annotation of a GenBank genome assembly.
AUGGACUUGAGCUGCGAGGAUUUUCGUCGAUCCGUUCAAGAAGAAAUCGAUUACCACAUCGAAGAAUUCAGAGAAGUCCUUCGACAGGGAGAUGAGCACAUUCUCACUGAGGAACUUCGCCCUUUUAUUGACGAAUUUGUGAGUGUCAAGGAAAGAUUGGAUACUUUGAAGGCGGAAUGCCUCAGAGGAAACUGUCGUCAUCUGCGUGCAUCGGCCGAAUUCGACUUGGAAAUAUUCCCUGAAUUGACCACCCUUCACAGAAAAUUCAAGCAGCAGAUGCGGUGGAUCAAGUGGAAGCUGUUGAGCUGCAGACACAACUUCAAGACCCAAGGUUUUCAUACCCACUCAUGGAUGAAUGACAAAGUUCGUACGCUGCGAAAUAUUCUUCGCCAACUGAGACGUCAAUCAGAACAUCUUGAAAUGCGCGAUCAGCAAAGAUACGUUGCCUUGCAAAAUAUCCCCUGCGAGAAUUAUUGGAUCGACAUGUUCCGCAGAGUUGGACUCUUCGCAUCUGAAUAUGACCAGUUGCAUUUUGUCGCCGAUAUGAGAACCAAGUUCCUCUUUGAUCAAUUCAAUUUGCAAGUGCGCGAGAUUUGGUACGCAAGGACUCGUUGUGGAUUCGGAAAUGACUCGCACUAUUUAGCUGAAAUGGCCUAUGAGAUGGGGCAGGCUUACUUUGAAUCCUUGAAGGAAUACAUUCGCAAUAAUGAAUCAUAA